AUGGAGCCAAAGCCAGCAACGGAGCCAAAGCCAGCAACUGAGUCCGUCCUGGAGGAGAAGCCUAAAAUUCCGGCUGACCAGCUAUGCCAUGAUCCUCCAAACCCAUCACUCCACCUCUGCCUAUCAACCAUUCAGCUCUGCCUUGGCUCCUCGUUCCCUCGGCUCCAUCAUGAGCUGUCCAUGGGCAUCCUCAUCCCUCCAUCUCCGCCUUGGUCAGUUGUCACUCUGCCUGCACCGCGGGCUUGCGGGUACUGGUCUGUUACUUUUCCUUCCACCCCUCUGGCUCCAGUGGGCUCCUCCUUACCUCUUGCUUCACCCCUGUCCUUGUUCUCUCUGGCUCUGCCUCAGUCCUCUGACCCCCUGGCUCCACCUUGGCUGCUUGUCAUCACUGCUUCACCUCAGCCUCCAGGACCUUCUUUACUUGGGGUUGUGAUCAAAAUAUUGGACGUAAAUGAUGCACCAAAAUUUCAAAAGUCAGUCUAUGAAGUGACUGUGGACGAGUCACAUGAUCAAGACAAAAGUGUACUGACUGUACUGGCUUCUGAUGAGGAUGAUUCAAGUACAAACAAUGGAACAUUCGUUUUCACAAUCAAGUCUGUCACACCAAAGACAGAUAAUGUGGAAUUUUAUAUUCAGCAGCUAAAAGAAUCUGGGACCAUUCAUUUUAAGGGGUGUUUGGACUAUGAGAAAGCUCAGAAAUACACAAUCCUUGUUGAAGCAAAGGACAAAGGAGAAAAGAUACAGCUCUCAAGUACAAGUACACUGAUAAUCAAUAUUUCAGACAAUAACAACAAUCUUCCAGAGUUCUCUGGCAAAACAGGGCCAGGGAAGGUCAAGGAGAGAGAAGCUGGGGUUGAAGUUCUGCGACUGCAAGUUACAGACAAAGACGUCCGUGGUUCAAAAGCUUGGAAAGCCAAAUACACAAUCCACGAAGAUAAAAACGAGGUAUUCAAAAUAGAAACGGACCCUGUUACGAAUGAAGGGAUUUUAACAGUUGUUAAGCAAAUGGACUACAACGAGCAAACACAUCAAAAUUUGUCUAUCAGCAUACAUAAUGAAAUUCCUUACUUUUCCUGUAAGAUUACAAAGAAAGUACCAAGUGCCAUGUGGGAGCUCGACAAAAUACUCCAAAACUUUGACACUGACACAAGUGCCCUCUAUAACACCUUUCCAGUGACCAUUUAUGUAGAAGAUGUCAAUGACCCUCCGGUGUUCAUACCCCCUGUUAAACACGUUGUGGUAAUGGAGAACAUAGAUGUAGGAACAAGUCUUACAACCUUCACCGCUAAAGAUAUGGAUUUAAGCCAUGCAAACACAUUUACAUUUGUUAAAGGUGAAGAUACUGAUGGAUGGAUAACUAUUGAUGAAAAGACUGGACAAGUAUCCACAAUUAAAAUUCUGGAUAGAGAGUCACCAUUUGUGAUAAACGGCACCUAUACAGCAACCCUGUAUGCUGUGGAAGAAGGUGUCCCUCCACUGACAGGCACUGGAACUCUGGUGAUUCACCUGAAUGAUCAAAAUGAUAAUGUACCAAUUCUGGAGAGGAAUGUAGCCAGCAUUUGCAUAGAUAAACAGCCCACAAUGGUCAACAUCACAGCAGUAGACCUGGACUUUCCUCCAUUUGGAUCACCUUUCUACUAUGAGCUUUUAGGAGAUAUUAAGGACAAAUGGAGGGUUGAACCAGCUUAUGGCACAACAGUGAGUCUUGUAAAAGAAAACGAUGUGUUUUCAGGUCAUCAUCUCCUCCAGAUUAAAAUAUCAGACCAGCAGGGAUUUUACUCUAUCCAGAACCUGUCUGUCGCGGUGUGCAAGUGCUCUAUCACUCCCAACUGCCAUCUCAAAAUGGACUCGGAGGUUCGGAAGGGGUCUGUUUGUGCCUGGAUGCUUGGUCUUGCAAUUCUGAUUCUCACAGCUACGUGCUUUAGUCUUCAAAUCUCUUGCAAAGCAGAGAAAAAAAAAUAUUGUAUGGGAACCUCGGACAUCUCAUCACAAAAAAAUACGGAAAAUCCAAGAACAGAUUGCAUGAAACAGCUUGCUCUCCAAACCCAUGACAUGGAGCUUGGUAUUAAUGAACCGCACUGUUACACAGAUGAAGGACAGCCUACAGUCAGUGAUGAACUGGAUGCAAUAUCCAUUCCUGAGGAUGCUUAGAAAUCUGGACAGCAGGUUCCAAUUUGGGACAAAAUGGAAUGAAGUUCAUCAAAGUGUUUUACAGUAUGAGUAAUGAUAAAUAUGCAUUUUUUCCUGACGAAAAUUACUAUAGUACUUACAAAGCAACAAAGGAAUAGUGGUAAUGUUUUUAUGUGAGCUCAGGUUUACGGCUUUUGUUCUGUGUAAAUGAAAUUUUUGUCAUUA
Molecule: messenger RNA, 2355 nt
Organism: Cyprinus carpio (common carp)
Lineage: Eukaryota; Metazoa; Chordata; Actinopteri; Cypriniformes; Cyprinidae
Product: cadherin-like protein 26
Exons: 12
Coding region: 1-2151 (716 amino acids)
Biological process (GO): calcium-dependent cell-cell adhesion; adherens junction organization; cell-cell junction assembly
Cellular component (GO): plasma membrane; adherens junction; catenin complex
Molecular function (GO): calcium ion binding; cadherin binding
Source: RefSeq, a predicted model, not a curated record